AUGAAGAAGAGGAAGAAAACACAAAACGAAGGGUAGUAAAGAAGAAAUCAUCCCAGAGGAAGGCUAUCAGCGAUGAUGACAAUAGUGAUGAAGAUUGCCCUAUAGGAAACAGAAAAGCAAGACAUAGGUCUAAAGUAAGACGCAAAGCCAGUGAUGAUGAAGAUGAUGAUGAUAAAGAUGAUGAUGAUGCACAUGACACCAAAAAGACAGGUUAUAGAGGCAGAGGCAGGACCCCAGGCAAGAAGCAAAAUGAGGAACAAAAUAGUAAAAAGAACACGGAAAAAAAGGGUGAUCAGCGGACAGAUGGCAAAAAGAAGAGGAAUA
Messenger RNA from Pelobates cultripes (western spadefoot toad), 324 nucleotides. Lineage: Eukaryota; Metazoa; Chordata; Amphibia; Anura; Pelobatidae. The record is from the annotation of a GenBank genome assembly.